UUAAUAUCCCUUGGUUUUAGAAGAAAUUCUCAGGAGCAUGCCGUUUACAUGAAGCAUACUGAAAAAUCAAGUCUACUUGUGGGAGUCUAUGUUGAUGACUUGAUUGUGACAGGUUCUGAUGUUCAGUGCAUUGAAGAAUUCAAGGCUCAAAUGAAGGUAAAAUUUGAUAUGAGUGAUCUUGGCUUGUUGAGUUUUUAUUUGGGCAUUGAAGUGAUACAGACUGAUGAUGAGAUAAGAUUAUGUCAAAAAUCUUAUGCAUUAAAGAUCCUUGAAGAUAUGGGAAUGGCAGAUUGCAAUCCAGUGCAAACUCCUAUGGAAGCCAGAAUCAAGCUUACCAAAUCAGGUACACAUUCUUUGGUAGACUCAACUCAAUAUAGGAGUAUUGUUGGUAGCUUGAGAUACUUGACUCAUACACGGCCAGAUAUUAUGUAUUCUGUUGGAAUUGUGAGUAGAUUCAUGGAGACUCCUAAUUCUGAGCACCUUGCUGCUGUGAAGAGAAUUUUGAGGUAUGUGAAAGGGACAACAGAAUAUGGUUUGGUGUAUCCAAAGAGGCAAACAGAAGGAGGACUAAUUGGCUUUAGUGAUAGUGAUCACGCAGGAGAUAUAGAUGACAGGAAGAGCACUACUGGGAUGGUCUACUUUUGGGGUCCACAUGUGAUUAGUUGGGCUUCACAGAAACAAAAGAUAGUGGCUUUAUCAUCUUGUGAAGCAGAAUAUGUAGCUAUCACUUCUGCAGCUUGCCAAGGAAUAUGGCUUAGUCGCUUACUAAGUGAAUUGAAAGGGGAAGCAGAGAAGACAGUGAAGUUGUUGGUUGAUAACAAAUCUGCGAUUGCUAUGAGCAAGAAUCCGGUGUACCAUGGAAGGUCUAAGCAUAUUGAUACUCGCUAUUAUUUCAUCAGAAGUUGUAUUGAGAAGAAACAGAUUGAAGUGGACUAUAUCAGAACAGAAGAGCAGUUAGCUGAUAUAUUCACCAAGUCUUUGGGAAGAAUGAAGUUUAUAGAGAUGAUCAAAAAUAUUGGUCUGAAAAGCUGCAAGUUUGAAUGACAAGAUUAGGGGAGGCAAUGUUAAUCUAAUCUUUGUCAUUUGUGUUAAUCUUAUGUUUAAGUGUUUUAACUGAACAACAGUUAUUAUUUAGUUUUUAAAAGCAAUAACUGUAUAACAGUUAUUUAGUUUGCUUUGUACCGCCAUUUCCUCCUCCCUCUGUAUUUUUAGGCUAUAGUUGCUUUUGCUUUUUAUAUAUAUAGAAGAGUGCAGGUUUUGUAAGUAAGAAGAAGAAAACAGUUUUUCUUUUUGAAUUGAAUAGAAGGAAAAGUUUGUGUGAAGAGAAAAACGGUCCAACAGAUUUUUUUUUCUUUCUCUGCUUUGUUUUCUUGUUCUUUGCUACCGGUAUAGAUCCUUCCAAACAAUGCUCUCCCGCUCCCAGUCUUCAUCCUGCCUUUAGAACCUCCACAAGAACAAGCAGAAAGCACUAUUUUAGGGAUUUUGAUAUUUUUUGAAUAUUCUUUGCAUGAUUCAAUGGAGGGCAAUGAAACCUACUCUGUUGAUCAUUUGUCACCAAAAAGU
Molecule: messenger RNA, 1563 nt
Organism: Dendrobium catenatum
Lineage: Eukaryota; Viridiplantae; Streptophyta; Magnoliopsida; Asparagales; Orchidaceae
Exons: 1
Coding region: 49-1044 (331 amino acids)
Source: RefSeq, a predicted model, not a curated record